AUGUCCACCGGCAGCAGUAAAAUGAACUGGCAGCAACCUUCGAAGCGGGAGCUACUUGGAGGUGAUCUACUUGCUCAAUCGUUGAAGCACCUCGGCGUUGAAGUGUGCUUCGGACUACACGGAGGCCAUCUCGAUGCCUUUCUCAUCGGUUGUGCUCUUGUCGACAUCAAAAUCAUCGACACGAGACACGAGACCACGGCUGUUCAAGCAGCUGAAAGCUAUGCGAAGCUCUCCGGGAAGGCUGGUUUCUGCUUUGUGACGGCCAACAGUGGGUUCGGCAAUGCUCUUCCAGGGCUGGCAACAGCAUUCGCAGACCGUUCACCCAUCUUUGUCAUCACAUCUUCGCCUCCUCUUCGCGACGCAGAGACGAACUCUCUCCAGGGGUUCCAUGACCAAGUUGUUUUGGCGAAGCCGGUCAGCAAGUUCGCCCAUCGAGUAACCAACGUCGAAGAAAUUCCUCGUAUUGUCAGCCAUGCAUACAGGACUGCCGUCGGAGGCGUUCCGGGACCUGUUGUUGUCGACUUCCCCAUCGACGUCCUCUUCCACCCGCCCCGAAUGAAUGAUAUCUCGUACGGCUCUCUCACCUGCCGUCUUCCGGUGGCGCCGUAUCCUGACCCAGCGGCGCUCGACGAACUCAUCGAUAUCUGGAAAUCCGCGCAGCGUCCCGUCAUCAUCGUCGGCACCGGGGCUGCUCGAACCACCUCCAGAGAGUCAAGCUCCAGCCCGCUCCUGGAUCUGGCCAAAGCGACUGGAACCCCGGUGUACUAUUCGCAAAAGUACGUUCCGGCGCUACCUUUCGAAUCCCCCUAUCGAGGGGGCUACGCACCUCGACUGGCGCUGCUGCCUUUGCUCCAGAAGAAGCAACCGGACUUUGUGCUGCUCUUGGGUGCGAGGACCGGGUUUCUGCUGGGAGGAAGAUCCGGUGCCGUCAUCCCCAACUCGGACGCAAAAGUGGUGCAGGUGGAUCUCGAUGCUUGCGAGAUUGGCAAGUCGACCGCAAUCGACCUGGGCAUUGUCUCGGACGCAACCAACUUCAUCAAGGCGUUCGUCCAAAGAAUAGGCACGACGAACCAUCUGAUCCGACCCCAGGAUGCAUGGAUUCAGGAUUUGCAGUCCCUCAAAAGAAUGAAAUCCCCGCACGAGGGCGACACCGAGCUUCGUCCUGACGGGCGCCUACAUCCAUUCUUCACCGUGAAGGGCGUCUACGAGUCCUUACCGGAAGGGUCCAUUGUGAUCGUCGACGGCGGCGAAAUAGGCGUCUGGGCCAUGGAGCUCCUGGAACAUGUCCGGCCGGCAGGUGCUUUGGCGGCGACGGGCUAUCUCGGAUUUCUAGGGAAUGGCUGGGGAUACAGUAUCGGCGCGGCACUGGCGGUUCCAGACCGUUUGAUCGUGAACAUCCAGGGUGACGGCUCGGCGGGAUUCCACCUCCAGGAACUCGACACGUUUGCGCGGCAUGGACUGAACGUCUUGACCAUUGUGGCCAACAACUAUUUCUGGGGUAUGAGCGUCGCCGGCCAGGACUUGAUUUAUGAAGACGAGGACCCGGCGCGCGUCGCGAGUACCUUGUCCCCGAACUGCCGGUUCGACCUGGUCGCGCAAGGGUUCGGUUGCAAAGGCACCAUCGUACAGAAGAGUGUCGACGACGCUCGAGCCGCGGUCAAGGAGCUCACGUCGACGAAAGGCCCAGGGUUGCUGAACGCCAUCAUUUCCAAGGACCCGAUCACCGGCGCGACCAAGGCCAUGGUCGGGAAAACGAAAGACAAGGAUUGGAUCGUCGUACCCUACUACGAUAACGUGCCGAGACCGUACUUCAAAGGCGACAGGGCGGAUGUGAAUGGCAGUUAA
Molecule: messenger RNA, 1845 nt
Organism: Exophiala spinifera
Lineage: Eukaryota; Fungi; Ascomycota; Eurotiomycetes; Chaetothyriales; Herpotrichiellaceae
Exons: 3
Coding region: 1-1845 (614 amino acids)
Biological process (GO): L-valine biosynthetic process
Cellular component (GO): mitochondrion; acetolactate synthase complex
Molecular function (GO): thiamine pyrophosphate binding; acetolactate synthase activity; flavin adenine dinucleotide binding
Source: RefSeq, a predicted model, not a curated record